Messenger RNA from Aethalodelphis obliquidens (Pacific white-sided dolphin), 2463 nucleotides. RefSeq names its product methyltransferase 4, N6-adenosine (gene METTL4). Gene Ontology annotation, molecular function: nucleic acid binding; RNA methyltransferase activity; site-specific DNA-methyltransferase (adenine-specific) activity. The record is from RefSeq and is a predicted model, not a curated record. Lineage: Eukaryota; Metazoa; Chordata; Mammalia; Artiodactyla; Delphinidae. Gene Ontology annotation, cellular component: cytosol; nucleus. The coding region runs from base 267 to 1679 and encodes 470 amino acids. The transcript is spliced from 9 exons. Gene Ontology annotation, biological process: methylation.
GUCUGGUCCGACCCUUAAAUUUAGCUGUGAACACCCGAGCGCUUUACGUCCCUGAGUAGCGAGCAGAGCGCUCCAGGCAGCCCUUGAAACGUUUUUUCCGUACAGCAACAUGGCGGCUCCCGUUGACUGUUAGAAAAGGAGAUUUGUUUUUUCCUUUGCCUUGAAAGGAGUGUCUUUCAGGACCACUGUUUAGAUGGGUGCUGUUUCAUGAAGCAAGUCUGGGAAGGCGGGGUGCACUUUUCUGACAAGGGAGGCGGCGAGGAAGAAUGUCUGUGGUGCGUGAGCUAUCGCCAGGAUGGUUACUGGAUCAUCUUUCUUUCAUUAACAAGAUAAGUUAUGAACUUCACCAGCAUCAUGAGCCUUGUUGCAGUAAAAAUGAGCUUACUUCUUCUGUUCACGUUGAUACUCUUCACGUGGAUUCUAUGUCCUCUUUUGGAGCCUCUGCUACCUGUACUGCUUCUACCACUAAGCCAGAAAAUGAUGAUGGAGGAAAUUGUGAAAUGUUCAUACAAAAAUAUGUUUUUCGAUCUGAACUGUUUGAUGUCACCAAACCUUAUAUAACUUCUGCUAUUCACAAAGAAUGCCAACAAAGUAAUGCAAAGGAAGAUCUAGUAAAUGAUGUUAAGAAAGAAAUCUCCAUUUUUGUUAAUGGGAAGAAACGUAAGAGAUGUGUUGUUUUCAAUCAAGGUGAAUUGGAUGCUAUGGAAUACCAUACAAAGAUCAGGGGGCUGAUUUUGGAUGGAUCUUCACAGUUAAUCCAAGAAGGUCUCAAAAGUGGCUUUCUUCAUCCACUUUAUGAAAAACGGGACAAGUAUAGUGAGCCCAUUACUUUACCACUUGAUACCUGCAAUUUGUCAGAAUUAUGUGAAAUGGCAAAGCAUUUGCCUUCUCUGAAUGAAAUGGAACUUCAGACGUUACAACUGAUGGAAGAUGAUAUAUCUGUUACAGAGCAGGAUUUAUUUUCACGGAUUGUUGAAAACAACUCUAGCUUUACAAAAAUGAUUACUUUAAUGGGACAGAAAUACCUGCUGCCACCAAAAAGCAGUUUUCUUUUGUCUGACAUUUCUUGUAUGUACCCGCUUCUGAGCUGUAAGAAAACAUAUGAUGUAAUUGUGAUAGAUCCACCAUGGCAGAACAAAUCAGUUAAAAGAAGUAACAGAUAUAGUUAUUUAUCACCACUGCAAAUAAAGCAGAUACCUAUCCCUAAGCUGGCUGCUCCAAACUGUCUUGUUGUUACUUGGGUGACGAAUAGACAGAAGCACCUACGUUUUGUUAAGGAAGAACUUUACCCUUCUUGGUCUGUGGAGAUAGUUGCUGAAUGGCACUGGGUAAAAAUCACCAGUUCAGGAGAGUUUGUGUUCCCAUUAGAUUCUCCACACAAAAAGCCUUACGAAGGUCUUAUACUGGGAAGAGUUCGAGAAAAAGCUGCUUUACCAUUAAGGAAUGCAGAUGUAAAAGAGCUCCCCAUUCCAGAUCACAAGUUAAUUGUCAGUGUGCCCUGUACGCUUCACUCACAUAAGCCACCUCUUGCUGAGGUUCUAAAAGACUAUAUCAAGCCAGAGGGGGAAUGUUUGGAAUUGUUUGCUCGAAAUUUACAGCCAGGUUGGACUAGUUGGGGCAAUGAAGUUCUCAAAUUUCAACAUGUGGAUUAUUUUGUUGCCCUGGAGUCUAAAAGUUGACUAUGUUCUUAAAAUUGUGUUUUUCUUCAGUUUUUCCUCACUCCUUCUCUGUUCAUUCUAAUAGAUUUUUCCUUUUAUUACCAACUAGUAUGCUUAGAGAUGUGAACAGGACUUGGUUUUUCAGGAAAAUGAUUAAAAGUGACUAGCUGUCAUAUAAUUUUGAGAUGAAUUUUACUUCAGUUGCACUAGUAUUUCACAUUAUUCUGGGCUCUACAAAUAAAGAGGUAAGCAGUUAGAACGAUGGCAAGAUUUUGUUACUGAAAAAGUUCAGAAAGCAUGCACUAUGGACUUGAAGUCACAAUUCUAUAUAUGGGUGUGUUUUGUUUGGCCCAUAUGGUGUUGUAAAAAAAGUUGAAGCCAUCAGUCUAAAAAAUCAGGAAAUUUCACAUAAUAAGUCCAUAUUUCUGCCUUUCUUUAAACGUCAGAAACUCUGUCUACACUGCAGCCUGUGUUCUUUCCUGGCAUCAGUCUGUGGGACCCAGUGGUGGCAGCUUAUUUGGGAAGGGCCAUGUACUCUCCAGUUUACCACAGUAGCCCUUGUCCCAUGCCACUCACUUAUAUUGUCUUCCUGACCCCUGUACAACCUGAAUUUAGAACAUCUAGUAUACUGCUACAUUCUGGAAAAUGUAUUCAAAGACCUGCUAAGUACUGCAUCAUUGUAUUGAGUUCAUGAAACAUUUUUUGGAGGGUUUUAAAUUUCAUUCAGGGUCACUUUUCAAUUACUUUUUAGUUUUGCUUGUUUUUCUAGAAGAAAAAUAAAUUCUUAAUAAUGUCAGAAAGUAAA